AUGGAAACCACUGGGGGUGUCGGAACAAGAGUCAGGCGCGUCGGCUGCCCGUGGCUCCGUCGGGGCUUUCCCCGCUUCCGGGGCUCCGCUUUGCCAGCUGCGUCACGGCGUCUCCGGUUGAGUCUUGCUGAGUUUUGGACGGGGCCGGAGCGCUUUGGGCCUCGGCGCGAUGGAGGCGCUGCGGGGGCCGGCGCUGAGCUGGCCCUGGUGCGCUUCGCCCCGCUCCUGGCCGCCUCCGUGUGGCAGCGGCAGCCGUUCCGCCUGCGCUACGUGCCGGGCCGCGGCGAGAUCCCGGCGCACUUGGGCGGCACCACGGUGUUCGGGGAUAACGUGGAGGAUGAGUGGUUCAUUGUGUACCUGCUCCGGGAGAUCGCCAGGGUUCCCGGGGCUGGCAGCCAGGUGACUUUCACUCGGUGUCUGUAUGCACAGCUGGUGCAGCAGCAGUUUGUUCCCGACAGACGCAGUGGGUACACCCUGCCCGCCCCAUCUCAUCCUCAGUACAGAGCCUACGAGCUGGGCAUGAAGCUGGCUCAUGGCUUUGAAAUGUUGUGCUCCAAGAGCAGUAAAGUGGCUCCUGAUGCCAAGAGAAACGUGUUAAGCGGUCUUCUGUGGGAGAGAUUCCUCAGGAGCUUGAAGGAGAAGGAUUAUUUCAAGGGAGAAAUGGAAGGAUCAGCCAAGUACCUGGAACUGUUGCACAUGGCAGAAGAUCACUUCCAGCAAUGUGUUGCAGUGCCAGAAAGCUGUGAUGAAGUGAGCCCAGGUGAUGAAAUCCUGACACUGCUACAGACAACACCCAUUGAUCUGAAGGAAUUUGAGAGAGCAGCAGCUUGUCUUCCUGCAGAGGAUGAUGACAGCUGGCUGGAUAUUACACCAGGUGCUCUGGAUCAGAUGCUGAAGGAGACAAGAAAUGAGUCCCUUCCUUCCACAAAUGAGGAAGAGCAAAGCUAUGACUUGGGAGCAGUUGCUGAGAGCAUGAAGGCUUUUGUGUCCAAAGUCUCCACGCACGAAGGAGCAGAACUGCCAUGGUCAUCUGAUGAGUCCCAAGUUACCUUUGAUGUGGAUUCUUUUACAAAAGCCCUGGAGAGAAUUUUAGGGGCAGACUCGGAGGAGCUGGAUUCUGAUGAUCUGGAUGAGGGGGAGGAGGAGGAGUUGGGUUUCUCAGAUGAGGAUGAUGAAGAGCUGGAUGCUGGGAAUGAAAGGCAGGAGCAGAAGGUGUCUCCUGAGGAGCUCGUGGGCAGUCUCAAGGCGUACAUGAGGGACAUGGACCGUGAGCUGGCACAGACCAAUGUUGGGAAAAGCUUCAGCAGCCACAAGAGAGGGGCAAGUUCUGUUGGAGCAGCCCCAUGUGAGAGUGCUGGCCCUGGUUGUGGAGCUGAGGCUGCUGAGCUGGCAGCCCUGGAUGUGGACAUGAACCUGGUGGCAAACCUGCUCGAGUCCUACAGUGCCCAGGCUGGCCUGGCAGGACCCACCUCGAACAUUUUACAGAGCCUGGGGCUGAAUUUACCUGAGAGCACAGAGCUCACUGGCAGCUGAGCAAGGCAGGAGAGGCUUUGGACAAGACGUGGCUGCUGGGGAGGUGAAGCACAGACACACAGCAGGAUGUGGAAGAAGAGGCCAAAGGUUUCAAUUUAGAGCAUUCUCUUCAUUAUGUGUCACUUCAGCAGGGGGAAUUUACAUGCAAAAGCUUCUGUUUGCACACUGUCUUGGAUGGAAAUGAGGUUUUCUUAGUGAUGACACAAUUUCCGAAACUGAAAAACGAUGUUGAAUGCAUGACUCAGAUGAGGUUUUCUUUUAUUUUGAAACCUGUCUUCCAUUUUUCCAUUCAGUGAUCCAAUUUGCCACAUUUCUAAAAUGUCCUUUUACCCAUUGCUGAGUGGGUUCAAAAUCUGGGAAGCAGUUCUUGUUCUGAAAAUGCUGCUGCUUGUUGGGGGAGGUGGGGAAAUACCACAUUGCAGGAAGAGCGAUUGGAUCAAAUGUGUAAAUAUUGGCCAGAAGUAUUUUUAAAUUUUAUUUCAAUAAAAACAGAAAUACAACUUGAUUACUGAA
Messenger RNA from Agelaius phoeniceus (red-winged blackbird), 2046 nucleotides. The record is from RefSeq and is a predicted model, not a curated record. NCBI's taxonomy places the organism in Eukaryota, Metazoa, Chordata, Aves, Passeriformes, Icteridae.